Messenger RNA from Nerophis lumbriciformis (worm pipefish), 5520 nucleotides. Lineage: Eukaryota; Metazoa; Chordata; Actinopteri; Syngnathiformes; Syngnathidae. The record is from RefSeq and is a predicted model, not a curated record.
AUGUCGCAGCAGAGGUCACUGUUUGUCUGUCUGAAAAGCAGAGAACCACGUGGAAGGGACCUGAAGAGGAACAAAAAGAACAGCCCCGCCUUCGAAAGAGAAGCUCCUGUCUGCUCCUCCCUUUACAUCCUCCAGUCUCCUUCCUCCAUACAAACACACACACUCCCCUCCACCUCCUCCUCUCCUUUAUUAGCUCCCACGGCCUCACAGCAGCCUCACUUAUCAUUUCCACUCAGAGCGUCCACCCUCCCUCCCGCAAUGGAUCUUCACAUCCCGGCACACUCCCGCCUCAUGGCCCAGGAGAAACAACAGAUGCUGGAACUCAACCGCCGCUUGCAGAGUUACCUGGGACGGGUCAAGCUCCUGGAGGAGGAGAACUCACAGCUAGCCCAGGAGAUCAAAGCCCUGCGACACGGACACCACGGUGGAGCCGUGAAAGAGAGGAACUUGAAGAUAGAUCUCCAUCGGGCUAGAGAGGAGCUGGAAGAAGUCUGGAGACAGAGGGCCUACGCUCAGAUGGAGGUCUGCAGGCUGAACGAGGAGAUGGAGAUAGUGAAGUGGCACUGGCAGAAGGAGGUCCGGGCUCGAGAGGAGAUUGGGUCGAAGAUGGAGCUGAGCAGGAAGGAGCUGGAAGAGGAGCUCGGCGCUCAUAUGUGGCUCAGGGACAGGAUCAACCAGCUAGAACAAGAAAUGGACCACCUGCUUCACACCCACGAGCAGGACGUGGCCCACCUGAAUGCCACUCUGAUCCAAUCUGCGCCACCUUGCUUUACCCCGAUGCCCGACCUGCAUCAGCUGGAGCAGGAGCUUAGCCAGCGGGCCUCCAUGGCCUGGCAGGAGACGGCAGAAGCCUACCAGGCCCAGCUGGACCAACUCCAAGAGAGUCUGAAGGAAACAACAACCCGUUUGGACCAGACAGAGCGUCACAAGAACGAGUACACAGUCCAGCUGAACGCCCUGGAGAGAGAGCGGAUCUGUGAAGUGGACGUUAGGAGGCAACUGGAGGAGACCGCGGAGCAACAAAGGGAAGAACACAGGCAGCAUGUGCAUGCACUUCAGGAGCACCUGGAUGACCUGGAGAAUGAGAAGCAGCAUCUAGGUCAGAAGUUGGAGCUUCUCCUGCAGGAGAACCGAGGGUUGCUUCAGCAGAAGAUGUCAAUGGGCCUGGAGGUAGUCACCUACAGUGUGAUCGAGUCACUCCGAUCCAAACUGGAUCAUCUCCAGCUGAGGAACAUUCUAGGCCGCAGCUGUUUGGGCCUCAAAGUCACGUCCUUGAAGCGGCGGCCCGAGUUAUCCCGCCUGACGGAACCGCUGACCUCACGCCAUUGCGGAGCACUCAAAGCUCUGCUGGACAGUGAGAGCCUGCGGCGGAACGACGUCGCUCUAAUGAAAGACUCCAGAAAUAUUUCCUUUAAAGACAUGUCAGUGAAGCCUUUACGAGGGAAUUACCAGCGACCCGCUCGCCGUGAGAACGCCACGUCAGUCUGGAGACCACAGACUACUUCUACGACACCUUUGAGGAGCAAGUUCAUAACCGUCAACCAAGUUCAGAGAGAUGAAGUUAAAACAACGAAUGUGGACAAACAACCUUAUCCUAAAAUAGUACAAAAUGGAGCUGUUGAGGAGUUCCGAGCGCAAGAAGUGGAUGAGAAAGUGACAUACGCAGAACCUUUGUCUUCUCCAAGUCAGGAGGAACCUGAAGAACGUCCUGCUGAAGUUGUUGAAGAGGAAAAUAGUGGGAAAAGUGUGGAAACAGUAGUCCAUUCAGGAGCUCCACCAAGUGAAGAACUAGGGUCAUUGAUCAUAGAAAGCAAGAAUAAGAUAAAUCAGAGCCAAUCAAGCACCCAGGAACCAAAAUUAGAACUUCUGGGAAUCAGGGAAGAAAACUUUGGUUCUUCAGAUGGGUUUGAUCAAGAGUUGCCAAGUGUUCCAGUUGAGGAAAAAGCAGUGGUUGACUUUCAACUAAGAUUAGGAGCUCCAAAAAGUGAAGAUCUAGGGUCACUUAUCAUAGAAGACAAAAAUGAGAUAAAUCAGAGCAAAUUGGGCACCCAGGAACCAAAAUCAGAACUUCUAGGAAUCACAGAAGAUAUAGUCAGUUCCUCAGUUGACUGGGAUCAAGAAUCAUCAGGUGUUCCAGUGGAGAAAAAAGCAGAGUUUGACCUUCAACUACAGUUUGGAGCACCUCCACUCAUGAAGGACAUUGCUCAAUCCCAAUCUGGCCUGCAAGAACUGACAUCAGACCUUCCAAAUACGAGCGAAGAAACCUUCAGUUCCUCUGCUGGGUAUGAUCAAGAACAGUCGCCAAGUGUUCUGGUGGCGCAAAAAGCAGCUGUCAACUUUCAACUACAGUCAGAAGCUCCGCCACCGAUUACGGAGACCGAUCGGCAACCAUUGGGCACCCAGGAACCAAAACCUGAAUUCAUGGAGACUUUCAUUAACACGACAAGUAUUCCGAGUGAGGCGUGGCUGGAGAAUGACAUGCAGGAGGAAAUGUCAAGUUCUGGAACAGAAGCAUUACUGGAAGCCACCCCAGAAUCCAGAACCGGCAGUUCGUCUUCCCAGUGUGAUGUGACUGAGAUCGGGCAGGAAAUAAACUACUCCACUUUGGGAACGACCAUGACGGAAGCAGUGGAUGUCUUGUAUCCGGAUGGUGAAGAGAUGGACACAUGGGACAGCGUGAUAGAAAAGAAAGUCCAAGUUGAGUCCAGUGAACCUCAAAUAGAAGUGGAAAGACAAUACGCGGAACCAGAGGAGGACAUCUCAACAAGAAGGUCUGAAAUGAGUCGCAAAGAAAUAAAAAAGGAAGAAGACCAAGCUUGGCGUCACUGUCAAGAACAUCCACCACCUCAUGAUGAUGAAGACUUUAACGACGAGGAUGAGGACUCCCAAAAUGUCUCGGUAUCGUGGAGGACGGAAUUAGAGAGCGAUAGUUAUGCUCAAGAGAACACGCUAGCAGACACACGACCGCUAAUCCGCUACACCAGUGAUGAAACGGAUGCAAACACGUUAGCCUCACAUGUGGAUGAGAGUGACAUCAGUGACGGUGAGCACGACGGGAAGACUGGAGAGACGGUUGGACCUGGUUGGAGUGAGAGCAAGGCAAAGAACUUUGGAACCAUGGAGGAUCUUUGUGAGGAAGUAGAAGAAGAGGUGCUAGAAUCAUCAUCUGGACUGAAGAAAGUGAGUGGGGUCCAUUUAGAAGAUCUACCAACCGAUGCGGAAGACGUGGAGCUUGAGACGGACAGACUUGUGGAGCAGGAAUUGGAGAACCUCUCCACAGACGGAUACGCGUCCCACUUUGCUCAAGCGCUGGCCAAUGAGAGGAAAGUUCUGCUGUCUGAAGAUGAUGAGGAGGAUCCUGAAUUGUUGACGAUGGUACAAAAAGUAAUUGCAGAAUCUGAUGUCCAAGUUGAGCGCAAGAAGGUCUUUCUGGAUUAUGUGCAGUGUGAGAGAGGGCAAGAGGUGGAAAAGGAGGAAGAAGUCAAGGAUGAAAUAAGAACGUUGGAAGGAGUCAUGAAAUCAGACAUUGAAGUGGAACGCGACCAGGAAUUUAAGGAAUCUGUGCAGCCUAAGGAAGAGGUGGAAGAGAAGGUCCAAGAUGAUAAAGAAGUCAUAAUUGAAUCUGCAAAUACAGAUGAAGAAGUGGAACAAAACCUGGAUUUGAUGGAACCUCAUUUGGACACUGUGGAUGAUGUGGAGAAGAUCCCAGAUGAAAUAAAAAGUAUAGAACAAGAAGAGCUCAACGAAGAAAACUUUUAUACAGAUCCUGAUGUCCAAGAAGAAGACAAUCUCAAAUUUGACGCCACCAUCCCGCCUCAUUCGGACACACCAGAUUAUAAAACAAAGAAAAUGGUGGGAGUAAAUCUAAAAUCACACAUGGAUUCUGAUCUCCAAACAAAAGACAACCUGGACCCUACGGAUUUUGGUCAGCUUCAGUUGGGCUCAAUGGAUGAUAAUCUGGAGAAGGUCAAGGAAGGACUGUUGAAACAAGAAGAGGUACAGGACAUGCACCUGCUCUCCUGCACUGAAUCUGAUCUCCAGGUGGAAAGCAAUCUGGAGCUGCAACCUCAGUUGGACACUCCAGAUUACGAGACAAAGAAGGUGGAAGUAAAUCUAAAAUCACACAUGGAUUCUGAUCUCCAAGCAAAAGACAACCUGGACCCCAUGGAUUUUGGUCAGCUUCAGUUGGACUCAACGGAUGAUAAUCUAGAGGAGGUCCAGGAAGGACUGUUGAAACAAGAAGAGGCACAGGAAGUGCACCUGUUGUCCUGCACUGAAUCUGAUCUCCAGGUGGAAAGCAAUCUGGAGCUCCAGCUUCAGUCUGACUCUCUAGAUGAUGACUCAUUGGAAGUUAUGAAGGAGAAAGAGGUCCAAGAUGAAAUGAUGACCACGGAACAAGAAGAAGCUGAUGAAGUCAACUCGCCAUCGUACACUGAUCUUGAUGUCCAAGUAGAAGACCUCAGAGAUUUCGUCCUACCUCAGGUGGACUCUCCGGAUGAUGAUCUCAGCAAGGUCCAGGAUGAAAUAUUGACUCAAGAAGAAGCACAGAAAGUUUACCUGUUGUCCUGCGAGGAAUCUGAGGUCCAAGAGAAACCCAAUCCUAACAUGCGGCCUCAGUCGGGCUCUCCAGAUAACAAGAAGAAAGACGAAGAUGAAUUAAUGACCGUGGGACAAGAAGAGACUAACAGAGUGAACUUGCCAUCCUGGACGGACCAUGUUGUCCAAGUAGAAGGAAAUCUUGACCUUGGAGCUCCUGUCCAGCCUCCAUUGGACUCUCUAGAUGUAAUUUUGACACAAGAAGUUGCCCCAAAGGUGAGCUUACCAGUCUGUAUAGAUGCUGAUGUCCAAUUUGAAGAAAAUCUAGAUGUCAGGGAUAUAAUUCGACCUCAGUUGGAGUCUCCGGAUGAUGAAAGAGUUAAAGACGGUUCAGAGUCUCCAGAGAAACAAGAGCUUGAUGUUUCAAUGGUGACUCAUGUGAGUGAGAGCUUUAGUGAGUUCCUCAGUGGGCCUUGCCUGGAAGAAGAACAAAAGCAUAUGGAGAUGCAACAGUCUGAACCUCAAAAUAAAGGUCUCCUCCAUCUGGAAGAAGAAUGGGCUGUCCUGGAGAACACCAUAGAAGAUGUUGAUGUUCAAUAUUCAGAAACCGAAGAAGAAUCUGUUGAUAGUCAAGUUGGCGAAGAAAGAGGUGAUGUCAAGGGUGCCGCCACAAUCGAAGAGGGACCUGUCAAGAUCUCCUUGAAAGAAACUGUCAUCUUUCCAGAGGAGGACUCCUCAACGAAAUUCCACCAAAGCAACGGCAAACACAAACGAGAUUUCUGGGCUUCGUCUUUGGAAGCGGCCGCUUACGGUUCAGACGUCAUCGCCACGGAAACAUCUGAGAUUCACGACGUGGAGUUCGGAGCAGAGCUUGACUGGGGGAAGGCUGUCAAUGGGAGUUCCGCCCACACAGGCACCGUCACAAAGGUGCAUUCUGAAGAUCUGGAAAUUAAGGGAGAACCCUGGUCUUCAGGGAAUGACUAA